Molecule: messenger RNA, 948 nt
Organism: Puccinia triticina
Lineage: Eukaryota; Fungi; Basidiomycota; Pucciniomycetes; Pucciniales; Pucciniaceae
Exons: 9
Coding region: 1-948 (315 amino acids)
Source: RefSeq, a predicted model, not a curated record
AUGAUGCCACUCAACGUUGAUGAGCUCCUCUGUGGAGGUGUGGAUGACCAACAGUCCAACUUUGGAGGUGCUCAUCAAGAUCCAACCUCACCCAAUCACAACCAUGACAGCCACUCCUCUGACAAAUUUCACCCUACUGAUCCUAACAACAUCUUUGAUUGUCCACCUAACCACGGAGAUGUCAAUAUGGCUGGCCCAAUGGCUUCAAAUUCUUUUGACGACAACAUCAAGGAAGUAUGUGCCGAGCUUCAAUCUGAGCUGAAACUUGACCAAGAUCAUUUGAAGAUUGCCAAUAUUGCAUGCAAGGUAUAUGUCUCUGAAGCACUCGAUGCAGCCUUUAUCUUUUCUAAUGGGGUGUAUCACCAACUGGCUGUUUCAAAGAACGUUGGUCCUGCGCAGCGCACCACUUAUACAUGUGAUACAACUUUCAAGGACUUUGUCAGAGAAACUGCUCAACUGAUCUUGCUUAAGCCGACCACUGAUGCAUAUUCUAAUAAUCCUCACAGCAAUGGGACAAUUCCGAAUUCUUUGUUCUUCUUAACACUGGAUACCCUCAACAGACAGCCCAACAACUAUCUUUGUGAUAUGCUUCUGAUAAAUACACAGGAGACCAAGAAGAUAAAGGUUAAUGGUCCCAUCCCUAAUUGCAAGGACUUACUAACCAAAAUAUACAAGAAUCUCCCACCAUUUAAAAGGACAAAAGCUAACAAAGGCCAAGAUCACGCAACAAGAACGAUUCACAAUGGUUGGACGUCGAUGACCGAUUGCGCAUUCUAUGCGGUUCAUCAUAUGCAUUCCAAGAACAUCAUUGUCUUGAACAAAGACUUCGAACUAUUCUCUCACAACCGGUAUUACAAGGAAAUUGACAAGGCCAAGUUCACAGUGCCUACCAUUGAAGAGGUCCAGGCCUCUGUUGACACCGGAAUGGUCCCCGCAAUUCUCCACUGA